This is a messenger RNA of Aricia agestis (brown argus), 612 nucleotides long. RefSeq lists its product as uncharacterized. Bases 1 to 612 code for a protein of 203 amino acids. NCBI's taxonomy places the organism in Eukaryota, Metazoa, Arthropoda, Insecta, Lepidoptera, Lycaenidae. The record is from RefSeq and is a predicted model, not a curated record. The transcript has a single exon.
AUGUAUAUCGCCGUGUGCAAGACGCAACAGAAAUUCGGAAAACUAGAGUUAACACCGACCGUGGCGAACGUCGGUGUUUCGUCUGCGAGCAACCGCCUAUGUGUCAUCGACCGCAACACCUCACAACGUUUACUCGUCUACACUGGCGCUGAAAUCUCAGUCCUCGCCGCAUCAAGAGUACAAAAGUCGAAGUCAACACCGAAUACCUGCAAGCUCUACGCCGCAAACAAUACACCAAUCAAUACAUACGGCGAGAAGAAUUUACUACUAUACUUGGGCCUCCGUAGACCGUUCAGAUGGUCAUUCAUCGUAGUCGAUGUCAAGACAUCAAUACUCGGCGCAGAUUUUCUCCGUCACUACAAGCUACUCGUCGACUUACACCGAAAGAAAAUAAUCGACAGAUUCGACAGCGUCACUGAACUAGCUAUCAACGCGGUAUCAGUGACUACAUCUCAACCCUCGGUCCACAUCCUGAGUCACGAUCAAGUAUACCACGACGUUCUGCAACAAUAUCCAGAUGUACUCCGCUCCAUGUCUACGAUGUCGCCGAGCAAGCACAACGUCACUCAUCACAUGACGAUCGGCGCGCCCUCUGCCGCCCGAAAAGUAUAA